UUUUUUUCUGAUAAAUUCUCAACAGUCAAGGGUGUGGGAUGUGUAUAAAUGUAGUACAAUAAUUAAGUAAUGAAAUUUGUUGUACAACUAGUGUUGUACUCACACGCCUAACAGUGAAUACUUUAUUUUAUUUUUUUGUUGUUAUACCUUUAAGAAAAAAACAAUUUUAAUUAUGGCUUGGGUGGUAAUCUUAGCGUCUAUUAUUUUGAUCCAUGGCUAUGUAACGGAACAAGCAUAUUUUUUGGAAAAAGAUUUCAUCAACCAAAUUAAUGAACAGGCAACUACAUGGACGGCAGGUGUUAAUUUUGACCCAAGUACACCAAAAGAACAUAUCUUAAGACUUCUUGGAUCAAAGGGCGUACAAAGUCCAAAUAAAAUUAAUUAUAGAAUGUACAAAACCGGUGACGACGAUGACAACUAUCAAGAAAUUCCAAUUAAAUUUGACGCAAGGAAGAAAUGGUUACGUUGCAAAACUAUUGGAGAAGUUCGAGAUCAAGGACAUUGUGGAUCGGAUUGGGCGAUGUCAACAAGCUCAGCUUUUUCAGACCGCUUGUGCGUGGCUACAAAUGGAGAUUUCAAUCAGCUUUUAUCCGCCGAAGAAAUCACUUUUUGCUGUCACACUUGUGGUGAUGGAUGUUCUGGUGGUUAUCCGAUAAGAGCGUGGAAGCGUUAUAAAAAACACGGACUUGUUACAGGAGGAAAUUAUAAAUCUGGAGAGGGAUGUGAACCAUACAGAGUUCCACCUUGUCCUAAUGACGACCAAGGAAAUAAUACAUGCUCGGGUCAACCAAUGGAAAAAAACCACAGAUGCACAAGAAUGUGUUACGGAGAUCAAGAUCUCGAUUUCGACGAAGAUCACAGAUACACGAGAGACCAUUAUUACCUCACAUACAGAGGUAUCCAAAAGGACGUGAUUAAUUACGGACCAAUUGAAGCAUCGUUCGAUGUGUAUGACGAUUUUCCCAGCUACAAGUCAGGCAUUUACGUGAAAUCAGAAAAUGCUUCAUACUUAGGAGGACAUUCCGUGAAGCUGAUCGGUUGGGGUGAAGAAUACGGAGUUUUAUAUUGGUUGAUGGUCAACUCCUGGAAUGCAGAUUGGGGUGAUAAAGGUUUGUUCAAAAUUCGACGAGGCACAAAUGAAUGUGGAGUCGACAAUUCAACAACAGGAGGUGUCCCCGCCACUUAAUAAAUUAAUCAUUCAAUAAUAAAUUGUAUUAAAAACAUAUAAU
Myzus persicae (green peach aphid) is the source of this 1229-nucleotide messenger RNA. Its product is annotated as cathepsin B-like. Gene Ontology annotation, molecular function: cysteine-type endopeptidase activity. The transcript is spliced from 6 exons. Lineage: Eukaryota; Metazoa; Arthropoda; Insecta; Hemiptera; Aphididae. The record is from RefSeq and is a predicted model, not a curated record. Gene Ontology annotation, cellular component: lysosome. Bases 173 to 1186 code for a protein of 337 amino acids. Gene Ontology annotation, biological process: regulation of catalytic activity.